CGGUGUUUUUUCUGACGGGGAUUUCCUGAGCGGAAGAAGCUGAUGGGGCUUUCCAGUGUAACAUCAACAUAUAAGCAGCGGUCUGCUCGCCGUCACCCAUGAAUUUUAAAAAGCCAGUGUUUGAGGACCGUAGGUGAACGAUGUGUUUGCACCGCGGGAGCUCGAAGGCGUGUAGCGGGUCGGGAUGUGGCGGUUGGUCGGUGUAGCCGAUUUCCGCGUCUGAUUCAUGUCAUGUCUGCAGGGGGCAGUCCUGGUGGAAGGGAGAUCCAGAUCCCGCUCCAGCAGGGGGCGAACUCCCUGGCCAAUAACAUGCCCCUCUCCUUGGUCCCCCCUGGCGUCUCGUUGCGCCAGGCCAACGCCCGGUCCCACGUGGAGGCCCCCCCAGAACAUGGCUCAGGCGGUUCCCACGGGCCGGACUGCGGCUUCCUGCCGGUUCAGGGCGGCUUCAGAGACCGCUUCCUAGCGACUCCGGAGCCCAAGUACUGCUGUGAGGCCUGCAGGCUGGUGCUAUGUCAGCCCCGGCAGACCGAGUGCGGCCACCGCUUCUGUGACAGCUGCAUCAACGAGCUGCUCAGCCAUCCCAAACCCAUGUGUCCUGUGGAUAUGGAGCCCUUGUUUAAGGAGAAGGUGUUCCGUGACGUGUGCUGUCACAGGGAGAUCAUGGCCCUCAACGUUCUCUGUCGCAGUCAUUCCAACGGCUGUGGUGAACACAUGACCCUGCAGCAAGUCCCAGACCAUCUCAACGUGUGUCCAUUCUUUGAAGUCCCGUGCCCCCUGGGGAAGUGUAAGGAGAGGGUGAUGAGGAAGGACAUCUCGGACCACCUGGGCUUCAAGUGUAAACACAGAGAGAGCAGCUGUGAAUACUGCAAACACAAGCUGCCCCUCAGUGAACUACAGAAACACAAGGAGACGGUGUGUCCAGCGUUCCCUGUUGCCUGUCCGAACAACUGCUCACACUCCCCUCUGCUGAGGAACAAGCUCUCCAGCCACCAGCAGGAAUGUCCAAAGUCUCAGGCCUUGUGUCCUUUCCAGCGCUAUGGCUGCACUCAGAAGGGAUCGAACCAGGACAUCAGGGACCAUGAGGCAGAGUCGGCAGCUGAUCACCUGAGGAUGAUGUUAUCUAGGAGCUGUGCCCUGGAGACUAAGGUGGAGGACGUGAGAGAGGAGCUGUUGGAGCGCUCCAAGGUGCUGCCGGGUCUCAGCAGCCGUCUGGCGGAGAUGGAGAAACUCACCGAGGAGCUGAGGGACAAGAACCGGCUCACGGACCAGAAGAUCGUCAAUAUGCAGAAGCUGAUGAGCUCCCAGUCGGAGAAGCUGCUGGAGGUGGAGCUGGAGCUGCGGGUGCUGCGUCUCCUUCGGGAGGAGGUGGGGGAGCUGAGGGGGGCGCUGGAGAACCUGAGGGCCGGUCUGGCCCUCCUGGAGCAGGGAGCCCGCGGCCCGGCUGCCACCGGCUCCAUGGAGACGCAGCUGAGUCGCCACGACGACAUGCUGAGCGUGCACGAGAUCCGUCUGGCGGACAUGGACCUGCGCUUCCAGGUGCUGGAGACGGCCAGCUUCAACGGCACGCUCAUCUGGAAGAUCCGCGAGUACAAGCGCCGCAAGCAGGACGCGGUGGCCUCCAAGACGUCCUCGCUGUACUCCCAGCCCUUCUACACCGGCUACUUCGGCUACAAGAUGUGCGCCCGCGUCUACCUGAACGGCGACGGCAUGGGCAAGGGCACGCACCUGUCGCUCUUCUUCGUGGUCAUGAGGGGCGAGUACGACGCGCUGCUGCCCUGGCCCUUUAAGCAGAAGGUGACCCUGAUGCUGAUGGACCAGGGACCCCCCAGGAAGCACCUGGGCGACGCCUUCAAGCCCGACCCCAACAGCAGCAGCUUCCGGCGGCCGGUGGCCGAGAUGAACAUCGCCUCGGGGUGCCCGCUGUUCGUGGCGCAGACCGUCCUUGAUACUGGCACCUACAUCAAGGACGACACCAUCUUCAUCAAGGUUACCGUGGAUACCUCUGACCUCCCCGACCCCUGACCUCUGAACCCCGAACGGAUCAGCUGAUCUGUCGAACCCCGCAGAGCAAAGGAUCAUGGGAGAACGGUGGAACGGUGGACGGGCCCGGGAGCGCCUGCCGUCCGGCAGACAGACAGACGGGCCCCGUCCCGACCGGGCCUCCUGAGCGGGCGGGGCACCUCCUCCUCCUCCUCCUCCCCCUCCCCCUCCUCCUCCUGGGGGAGCGGCGGACCCCGGGGGGCGCCUCCCGCCCGGUCCGCGGACAUUUCAGCUCAGCGUCUCGGUGUACAUAGCCAACAUGGACGUUUAACGCAUCACUAUGGCCACACGGGGCAUCCCCACGGCAACAGGACUGUUGUCCCUCGGCGUGCCCCCCCCCCCCCCCUUACUGAUGCCGUGCAUCAAGCGACUUUUUAACCGUUCUUCUUCUGCGUGUCGUGAGCAGUGUGUGAUGAAGGAGCCGUGCCACAGAGGAGCAUCGCUCUGGUUGUUCAGGUGAAAAACAUUAAAGAUGUCGACUAAAAA
Gadus macrocephalus (Pacific cod) is the source of this 2526-nucleotide messenger RNA. It is a transcript of the gene traf3, whose product is annotated as TNF receptor-associated factor 3. Gene Ontology annotation, cellular component: plasma membrane signaling receptor complex. Gene Ontology annotation, biological process: regulation of defense response to virus; regulation of canonical NF-kappaB signal transduction; positive regulation of JNK cascade. The transcript is spliced from 14 exons. Lineage: Eukaryota; Metazoa; Chordata; Actinopteri; Gadiformes; Gadidae. The record is from RefSeq and is a predicted model, not a curated record. Gene Ontology annotation, molecular function: tumor necrosis factor receptor binding; zinc ion binding. The coding region runs from base 232 to 2022 and encodes 596 amino acids.